This is a messenger RNA of Filobasidium floriforme, 2913 nucleotides long. RefSeq names its product Dor1-like family-domain-containing protein. The coding region runs from base 100 to 2424 and encodes 774 amino acids. Gene Ontology annotation, cellular component: COG complex. NCBI's taxonomy places the organism in Eukaryota, Fungi, Basidiomycota, Tremellomycetes, Filobasidiales, Filobasidiaceae. The transcript has 5 exons. Gene Ontology annotation, biological process: intra-Golgi vesicle-mediated transport. The record is from RefSeq and is a predicted model, not a curated record.
UAUCAAUUCAUCAUCAGGACCCCCUCCCUAGUUCCAGAGCUCAAGAAUACCAAAGAGUCGCUAGUUCGAGACGACUCGAACAAGUUUCCCGCCUACGCGAUGACGGAAUAUGGAAAUCGCUUCUACGAGAUCCUCCAGUCCGGCCCAUCCGACAGUCGGGAUGAUCAUCCGAACUCUCGGGCUUCCAACGAAUACCUAACGCGGCUGGCGGGAUACUCCUUAGCAUCCCUUACCUCUGAGCCUACUCGGAUCGCAGAUGAAGCGGAUUUCGUGCAGAGAGAGUUGACCGGGCUAUGUGCUCGAGAAAACAAGAUCUUCAUCGACGUACACGCAUGUUCGUCCUCCAUUUCGACUGCACUGGACGACUUUACCGCUUCGCUGGACGACCUCUUCGAGGCCAUUCCCGAGCUCGAGGAUGAAUGCCUGUCGUUCGCAAAGUCUACCCGGGGAAUACAGAUCGAUCGGGAGAGAGCUUCGGUCAUUUUGGAGCAACAGGACCCCCUACUUGACAUUUUGGAAGUGCCUCAAUUGGUUGACACAUGCGUGAGAAACGGGUACUAUCAAGAGGCAAUGGAGUUGGCUGCCCACAUCAACCAGGUCGCACGGCGGUACCCGGACCUUGCGAUCGUGCGAUCCGUCGCCCGAUCCAUGGAGUCAGUCAUGGAUAUGCAGUUGUCCCAACUACUGGGACUCCUCCGCGAAUCGAUCAAGCUGCCCGCCAUGGCCAAGACGAUCGGAUUCCUUCGGCGCAUGGACCGGUUGUCAGAAGAAGAAUUGCGGAUGGUAUUCCUAAAAAGCCGGGUCGAUCACAUGCGUAGUGCAGUAGAAGGGCUACAUAACGAGAAGAACGACAAAAUCCGGUACCUACGCCGGUACAUCGACUUGUUUCGCGAAGUCGUAUACGAAACCGUCUCUCAGUAUAACUCUAUCUUCAUGAACCUCGGAAUGGCUGCUUCUGAUCGACACCAGGAAGAGGGGGCACUCGACCUGGUUGCUCGUUAUGUCCAACAUAACGUCCAGCAGUUGACCGUCGUCAUUCAUGAGAACCUGGAUGGCAUACAGGAUUCAUCUUCGUUGUCAUCGUUGUUGACCCAACUAGGAUACAGCACGAUGUCUUUUGCCAGAAUGGGCAGCGAUUUCACGGCCCUGCUUCGCAACCCGUUCGAAACCGCUGUCGAGUCGCUCGUGGCGACAGGGUGGGUCCUGGCUACUGAUCAAUUGACAGACAAGUUCGACGAAGCGACUCGUCUGGAACUGCGUCCCGGGUCAUGGUUAGCGUCGGAAGAGGGGAAGGCGGUUAUCCUGGCGGAUAUUUCUUCCCCACCGGAUCGUCCGGCUCUCCAAUCGUCGACCAUCCCACCUGCUUAUCUGGCUUUCUUCCCUCCUCUUGCGAUAUACCUGAAUCACGGUCUUGGUAUUCUGAACUCGUUACGGUUGCUCGCGCCUACAAAGAGCCGAUACAAGGCAACUCAGGCACUUGCCAGAUCGCUCGCCCAGUCGACGACACGCUUCCUCGAUUACGCUCGAGCCGUCACGGAAGAACGCCUCAAACCCUCAUUUAAAAGGCCUGAUUCAAUGAGACGAAACACCAGCAUUUCCAAUCAAGGACAACUUUUGGAGCAAGACAAAGCUCGGAUACUGGAAUCCCGCCGAGUCUUGGUAGCCGCAGCUGAUGCAAUGCUCGGUGUCAUGUUCCCCUUCCUUCUAUCUGCGAUGCAGAACGUCGUGUAUUCGCCGAGUCACGAGCGGGACGCCGACGGCGCAAGUCUAGGUGAAUCACAAGCUGCACUUGAGCGAUGGCUGUCGGAUAACCGUGAGCCUCCCGAGCCCGCGGACACCAUUGCGAUCGGUGGUCAAAGUGGCACGAUUUCGCCUACGGGAGAUGCUCCAGGUCCGGACCAUUCCCAGCGGAUGACCGUGUCCAGCUCGGGCGCGAGCGACUCAGUGGCAAACCAAAAGGGUUUCGUGAAAACCUCGGACAUGUCGCCGGCGAAGCCUUCGACUCCCGAUUCGACGCGUUCCGAGAAUGGAAAUGCUGCCAAUGAGGCGGAUAUACCAUCGGAUGUUCACCUGACGCCGACUACUGGAUCCGUCUUAGGACAGGAUCACGGUCAAACGGCAAAUCCCGAGGCUAGUCCAAGCGGAGACGUCUCCGUACCCGCUCAGACACACAAUUACGAUUUUACACAGACCGAAACAACGGUCGUUAUCGUCAUUCCCAAGAAAAAGGUUGAAACCGUUGAUUUGAAAUUUGCUAAAGAAGGGAUUCAAAUCUGCCUUGACGGUGACAUGGAGAUUGAUUUAUCCCCCUUAUUCGGGCCUUUCAAUGCGGAAGGUACCAGCACGUCGAUAUUCAAGAAAAAAGUCGAGGUGUCGAUACCGAAGGCAAAUACCGGGGAGAUGUGGGAUCGGUUGACAAAAUAGUGAAAUCAAGUGAGAGGUUUCAAGAUGGCAACGGUUCAGGUCAACGUUGGGCGCUGCCGGACUAUCGUGGAAUUCGCUUGAUUUAGUGAACAACGGAAAGACUCGCUACUUCAUCGAGAUGAAUGAUGCUUCUAUACCAUGCCAUAAUAGGACAAAACAUGUUUAAGUUGGACGACACGGUAGAGCGCAAGCUCUAGUAUAGAAUCCUGCGAAAUGAUCCAGGUCAUGGCGGCUCCUGAUUGUCAAUGCUUUACGGGACCCGGAUCAAGACGAACGUCCUGAAUUGCGCUGCAUUCUCUCGAUUCCAGAAUGGGAUAGAGGUAUCUCCGCGCAAGGUUGUGCUCAAUAAGAUUCGUGUGCUGUGCUUCUAUCCAAAGCCGAUGCAGGCGAUGGCAACAAUCGAGCGGAAACACCUCGCUGAUUAGUUUCAGAAAACGUCAAGCGUCUAGUGUUGACAGCAACGUACACAUGAGACAUGUAACUGCGGGG